CGAUACUAUUACUAGCAUCACUGGGCGGCUUCAAUUUCCGCUUCCCUUAUCGGACCCGCGGGCCCCAGUGCGGGGAAGUGGACGCCCCAGGCGAUCCGUGGCUCCAGUUGCCUUUCCGACUCUGCCCUCGAAGGAACAACGUCCUCCAUUCACGUCUAUCAUGCGCAUCCUACCAAGAACAGGUCACAACCAGUCAGCAUGAAAAUACCAACUUAAACCCUGCUGCUCCCGUGCAUAACCCAUCCAACCUUUGCUCCGAUAUCACCACCAUGGCCCCUUCAGCUCUCGUCCCUCGUCCGUCGUCUCCGACAUCCAGCUCAAAGGCAGUGUUGACAGAAUCACUGGUUCUGUCCCCUCCUUUCCCCAAUCCCUCCCUUCAUGUCACAGCAGAUCAUACCCUCAAGUUUGUUCCCGCUCCUGUUCAUGCACCGCGACGAGGUGAGGUUCUUCUUCAGAUUAAAGCCACCGGCAUUUGUGGGUCCGAUAUCCAUUUCUGGAAGACAGGUCGGAUCGGACAGCUGGUCUUCGAGGGAGACUGCAUCAUUGGCCAUGAAGCGGCGGGCGUGGUGUUGAAGUGCGGAGACGGGGUUACACAUCUCCAACUUGGUGACCGAGUUGCGAUUGAACCUGGGGUCCCAUGCGAACAGUGCUUUCUUUGUGACGACGGUCGCUACAAUCUGUGCGAGGACGUCCAAUUUGCGGGCGUCUAUCCCUACGCAGGGACCAUUCAACGGUACAAGGUCCAUCCGGCGAAAUGGUUGCACAAACUGCCCGACAAUAUCUCCUACCUUGAGGGAGCCCUCCUCGAGCCCCUUUCGGUCGUCAUGCGUGGCAUCCAGGUCGCCCAUCUCCAACUGGGUCGUGGCGUGGUCGUUUGCGGUGCUGGGCCUAUUGGACUGAUUGCCCUCGCAGCGGCUCGAGCUUCAGGUGCUCAUCCCGUCGUUAUCACUGAUAUCGAGCCGAAGCGCCUGGCUUUUGCCAAGGAGUUCAUCCCUACAUGUAUCACAUACCAGGUUGACCCGACGCUGGAUGCGGAGUCCAACGCCAAAGCGAUCCGAGCACUUUUCGGACCGGACGAGUACAGCGCUCCUGAAAGGGUGCUCGAAUGCACUGGCGUUGAGAGCAGUGUGUGUACUGCGGCAUUCACGGCUCGACGAGGCGGCACGGUGGUGGUGAUUGGUGUGGGAAAGUCAGUCAUGAACAAUCUCCCAUUCAUGCAUAUUUCCCUGGCAGAGAUCGAUUUGCGGUUUAUCAACCGGUAUCGGGAUACAUGGCCACCAGCGAUUGCGUGUGUCAGCGGGGGAAUACUGGACUUGAAGAAGCUGGUGUCGCAUGUCUUCCCGCUGGAAAAGGCAGUUGACGCGUUGAAUCUGUGUGCAGACCCCAGAAACGGAAGCAUUAAGGUGACCAUCGUGGAUGAGGUGGACGCGACAUUGUAAAUAGUCGACAGCCAAUAGGCCAAGACAAUAUACGACCGUGCU
Molecule: messenger RNA, 1481 nt
Organism: Aspergillus sclerotioniger CBS 115572
Lineage: Eukaryota; Fungi; Ascomycota; Eurotiomycetes; Eurotiales; Aspergillaceae
Product: putative alcohol dehydrogenase
Exons: 5
Coding region: 270-1439 (389 amino acids)
Biological process (GO): D-sorbitol catabolic process
Molecular function (GO): zinc ion binding; L-iditol 2-dehydrogenase (NAD+) activity
Source: RefSeq, a predicted model, not a curated record